UUUUUUCGGUAUAUCCUGAAAAUCUUAUCCCAAGAAGAAUCAUGCUAGUUGGAAACAUCAUUAUUAUUUUAUGACUUCUCAUAAUUUGCAUAUGACGUUUUUCUGACAGAGACCCUGGGAUUUCACUUUGCGAACUACAAGAGCACAGCAUAACAAAAGCUUCGCCAUGGGCUGUUCUUGUUCAAAGUCGAGGAAGGUGGACGUAGUACAUGGACGACGUCCGGUGAGGAGACUUUCGAGCAAAGAUGGCAGACAAGCUGCACUGACAGGAGCGCAAGACCAACGACUCACAGGCGACAAAGGUCCUCAGAACCGACCAGGUCUUUCGGUGCAAAACUUCGCGAGAGCUGACACCAUAGCUGUAGAAGAGAAAACCCCGGCACGCCUUACAAAGAAAGACCUCAUCCCGGACGUCGAAGUGUUCAAAGACUUGGACAAACGUGCAGUUCAGGCUCCCGAGGGCCAUGCUACCAUCAAGGACCUUGUCAUGUACCUAAUCGAGCCUGCCACAACGCCACUGGAAAAAGCGCGGAUCCUGUUCCGUUGGGUGACGUCACAUAUCCAAUAUGCCGUUGACUCUUACGUCACGGGUAGCUCCAAGUCGAAAUCCACCGCUCCAGUGGCGGUGUUUCAGCAUCGGAUGUCCGUAUGCCAGGGGUACUCGGACCUGUAUAGGGAAAUGUGCAGAUUGGCUAAAGUAGAGUGCGUCACCAUCAGUGGCCGUUCCAAAGGUGGGUCUUACCGGGUAGGCGAUAAGUUCGGCCCUGAUUCCGACCAUGCGUGGAACGCAGUGGAGAUAGACGGGAGGUGGUACCUGCUGGACUGCACCUGGGCCGCCGGAAACACUGACCUUCAGAAGAAAACCUUUGAGUUUAAGUACAAAGAACACUACUUUUUCACUGACCCGGAAGUGUUUAUUAUGAACCAUCAUCCAAUGGACAACAAAUGGCAACUGUUAGAAGAGCCAGUGUCCCUUGUGGGUUUUGAAAACCAGGUGCACCUGAAGUCCUCAUUUUUCAGCCUUGGCCUUUUGCCUAAGUUUCUGAGUCACACCAUGAGCCCAGUUUGUACCCAAAAUGGCGAAGCGACCAUUUCUAUCAAACUUCCUGAACCAAUGUCCUUCAUAUACCAUUUGUUUCCGUAUGAAGGUGGAUAUGCUCAAGAUGAAAACGUCCUGCACAAAAUCGCUAAAAACAUGGCCAUUUUCAAAGUGGCACCAGCUCAAAAGGGAAGGUUCGUGUUGCAAAUAUAUGGCAAACGUGGAACUGCCACCGGGCAAUAUAGUGAAAUCUGCUCGUACUUGAUUGACAAUGCAGGUCCAAAGGACCUGCCGUUUCCGCCCGUGGGAACCUCUACAUGGGGUCCAGGUCCAUGGCUCCUUGACGGGUUCGUUUCAGAUGUCAGUCAUCCGAGGGCCAUAGUUACACUCCCAGAAGGCGAGGCUAAGAUAACCUUCAAUUCUGUAAAACUCCUCCAAUAUAUGUGUGAUAUUGAGGACGAUGGUCAGAAGUGGGAUAACUAUGCAUUUCCCCAAGUAAAUGGCCAGACAACCAGUGUCUUCGUUAGAGCCCCUAAACCUGGUCAGUUCAUUCUCACAAUCAGGGCAAAAAAGGAAGAUGACAAAGAGUACAGGAAAUGUAUGCAUUAUCUCCUGAGAUGCACUAAAUGUAAAUCCCACGUUUCUCCUUACCCCAAGACAUUCGGUACUUGGACGAACGGUUGCCGUCUGUACGAACCAUUGGAUGGUCGCCUUGCCGCAAAUCGACGCGUUAACUUCCGGGUCUGCUGCCCACAUGCGGUAGAAGUUGUCGUAAUUGCCGCCGGCAAUUUUCACAAACUUGCCAGAAAUGCAGACGGCUCAUGGAAAGGCAAUGUAGGCACCGGAGUGCAAGAUAGUGUUAUCCAAGUGGCGACAAAGAAACCAGGUGGCAAAAUUUACUCCAUAUUGCUCCAGUAUGAAGUCGUGGGAUAGCUUUUGCAUUCACUUACAUGUAUAUAUAAAAUUUAUGUAUAUGUAGUUGCCUCCAGACAUUCAAACUACCAUCUUACAGAUGUUCGUUGCAAUGUUGUGUCAUCCUAAUAGUUUGUAAACAUAAUGUUAUGGCAUUGUUAUGAAGAAAGAAUGAAUGUACAUUAAGGACGUUUCGACGAAUACAAAGACUGAUGUGGAUGAUGAUGACCUUAAUGAUACAUGUAAAAUUAUAUCCCCUAUGAAUGAAUGAUGCGGAAAAAAUGUUAUUAUGUUUGCGAAAUGCCCAUCUUCCUCAAGUCAGCCUGACAGGAGCUGGGGAAGAGAGAACGCCGGGUUAGUGCCGAACUGCGCCCCGCCAGUCAGCCUGACAGGAGCUGUGGUGGAGAGAACGCCGGUUUAGUGCAGACCUGCGACCCGCCCCGAACUGCGCCCCGCCGAUCAGCAUGACAGGAGCUGGUAAACUGGAAGAAGGGCACAUCACAUGUUACGUCACCGCGGCAAAAAUUACUGAGAAAACAGAAACAUCUCGAGUUCACGAGGGUUAAAAGAUCUCUUACUAGCGUACAGGCUGUCCGACAACCUGAAGUGCAAAAACAAACACUUUCAGAAAGGAUAUCACAGUCAACUUGGAAUCACCGCUGCAAAUUGUUGACUACUGCCCGAGUAUUGAAGUCUUUGAGCCUGGUCCAACCACUUUCCGGGCUGUUGACUGCUCCACAAAUUGCAAAAAUGCUGGCCUAGCACAGAAAACCAUGGCAAAAUUGUACGGUAAAACAGACAAGCAACACUGCUAAAACGAGAGCAGCCCAAUCAGGCAACUCUACCCGAAACAUGGCGCCUCGGCACACACAGAAAAACACUGACCACCACUUUGACGACUGCCCAAAGUUUCCAAAAAAUGGCUUAACUCACCCACAGCGGUGUCAGUAAUAAGUUUAACCACUACUGUCGUCAGGGGAGGAAUGUCAGGUGCUCCUCCAGGCCCUCGGUGAUCAGUUCAGUGUUGUUCUGCUCCAUUAGGCUCCUUGCGCGAGAAAACAAGGAUUACGGCAGUCCUGGUGGUGAUACAGCCUUGUCUGAAUACCUAACUCAUGCGAAA
Branchiostoma floridae (Florida lancelet) is the source of this 3071-nucleotide messenger RNA. Its product is annotated as kyphoscoliosis peptidase-like. NCBI's taxonomy places the organism in Eukaryota, Metazoa, Chordata, Leptocardii, Amphioxiformes, Branchiostomatidae. The record is from RefSeq and is a predicted model, not a curated record. The transcript is spliced from 3 exons. Bases 167 to 1972 code for a protein of 601 amino acids.